AGGAGGGGGGGAAGAUGGCGGCGGCGAAGCGGAGCGUCCUCUCCUCGUUGGCCGUUUACGCUGAGGAUUCAGACCCGGAGUCGGACAGCGAAGCCGGGACGGCGGGAAGCGAUGGGGGAGCGGCCACGGGAGAAAAAGGAGGCCUGGUCUCGGUUGCGUACGGAGAUGAUGACUUCACACGUGUGGAUGGGGACGAGGAGGGGUAUGAAGAAGAGGAUGAUGACAACAGCAGGCAGUCAGAAGAUGACGAUUCAGAGACUGAAAAACCUGAGGCUGGUGACCUAAAGGAGUUCUCAGAAGUGGAAAAAAGAGAUCCUCAGGAGCUAGUUGCUUCUUUUUCAGAGAGAGUGCGGAACAUGUCUCCAGAUGAGAUCAAAAUCCCUCCUGAGCCUCCUGGCAGAUGUUCUAACCACUUGCAGGAUAAAAUUCAAAAGCUGUAUGAGAGGAAAAUAAAAGAGGGCAUGGAUAUGAAUUACAUCAUUCAGAGGAAAAAGGAGUUCCGUAACCCCAGCAUCUAUGAAAAGCUGAUCCAGUUUUGUUCAAUUGAUGAACUUGGUACAAAUUAUCCAAAGGACAUGUUUGAUCCUCAUGGCUGGUCAGAGGAUUCAUACUAUGAAGCACUAGCUAAAGCCCAGAAGAUUGAAAUGGACAAACUGGAGAAGGCCAAAAAGGAACGCACAAAGAUUGAGUUUGUGACUGGCACUAAAAAGGGUACAACAACAAGUGCCACUUCAACAACAACCACAACAGCCAGCACCACUGUGGGAGAUGCCCAGAAGAGGAAGAGCAAGUGGGACUCUGCCAUCCCUGUAACAACGAUAGCUCAGCCCACAAUCCUCACCACCACUGCAACACUGCCAGGAGUCGUCACGGUAACAACCAGUGCAAGUGGAUCCAAAACAACAGUCAUAUCAGCUGUGGGCACCAUUGUGAAAAAGGCAAAGCAGUGACUGGGGUGCUGGGCCUGGAUUUUUGGACUUAAUUGUCAUUGAAGCCAUUGUUCUCAGAAGGGAGGGGUAGCUUUUGCUUUCAGUAAAAGAUGACAAGACUCUGAAACAGACACAGUUCCCUUUUGAAAGAAUGGGGGCAGGAGCAGGCAUGCCAGCUGUGUGCCCACAGGAAUGGACCUCUGCUGAAAAUUCCUCUGUCUUUUCUUGCUCUGGGAAGAACCAGUCUGUGUGUGUUGUGCUGGAGGAAGGUGGUAUCUGGAGUUGUCUUGUAAAAGUUAGCUUAUCCAAUUACUGCAUUAGGGACUUCUUUCCUACUUGCAAGUCUGGUUUAGUUGGGGGUGGGGGGAAAAAAGGUAAGUAGGAAUAUCAGUAUUACCUUUCUGUGCUCAAAGGCUGCUUGCAGCUUGUGGUGUGUGCCUUCCUCACAUGUGCUGACUGAGCUCCAAAGGAAUUAAAGCAGAGACAAUUGGUCAGUGUCCAUCUUCAAAUGUGCAGCAGAGACUUGAAGUGAUCCACAUCUGUGAAUGUAGGCUCUGUCUUUGUUAUAGUGCUGACAUCUGUACCUGUGCACAUCUGUGUAGUGGCCACAUGUUACAUAUUUGAACAAUCAAAGAAAGUGUGCUGAAAUGGUCUUGUUACUAUCUUGCAGGCAUGGAGAUUUCUAUGCAGACCCCGUAAGUUGUUGAGGUUUGAUUUGGGAACUUAUUUGCACUCCAUUGCCAUGGAGUGAGACUGCAGAGCAGAAGAGUGUGAUGUUUAUAUUGUCCAUCUUUGUACUACUUUGUUAUGCACUAUGAAAUGCACACAUGGCAGUUACUGCUUGCUCCACUGUUGUGAAAGAGUAUUUUCAGUUUUAUUGUAUAGAUCUUCUUACUUGUGUAGCAAAAAAAAAUUAUUAUAAAAAUAGAAAUGUCUUUAAAAAAACAA
Molecule: messenger RNA, 1877 nt
Organism: Calypte anna (Anna's hummingbird)
Lineage: Eukaryota; Metazoa; Chordata; Aves; Apodiformes; Trochilidae
Gene: SAP30BP
Product: SAP30 binding protein
Exons: 11
Coding region: 15-950 (311 amino acids)
Biological process (GO): regulation of DNA-templated transcription
Cellular component (GO): nucleus
Source: RefSeq, a predicted model, not a curated record